CUGUAAGACAUGUUUCUAAUGAAUCAAAGUCCAAUAACUGUAGACUUCAGAAGAAAAAAAUUUUCAAAAACUUUGUCAAAACAGACAGGUCAGUGAUAAAUAACUUCUCCAGUCAUAGGGCUAGGCCUGAAAACAAAUUUAAUUGAAACAUUAACAAAACAGAUCAAACUUGAAUUAAAAUUUUUGUCAUAAAAAGUUCUGAAAAUAUCAGCUUAAAUACUCCUCAAAUAUCUAUUGCCUUGUCCAAAGUAAAGCAAAUAUCAUUCAGCCUUCAUGCCAUAAGGAUGACAGAAAUCUUAGCAGACUAGUACUUUUGUUGAAAAUGUGUGUAUCAGUUGAUUUUUUUAGACCUGCUCAGUAAUAAUACUAGACAUUCAGCAUUUAUUAUUUACUAGGACACAAAAAUUUCGAAAAUACUCAGAAAAGGAGGACCUUACUCAGGAAUGAUGUCCAUUCAGGAGAAAUCAAAAGAAAAUUCCUCCAGUGUUAUUAAAAAGAAUGAAGAUAAGAAUUUAGAAACACAAGUUCAAGGUUCUCAAAAGAAUCUAGCAAAAAAAUCAGAUCCAAAGGAAGCUAUAAAAUCACUGGUUAAAUCUUCCAAUGAAAGUAAAGUAAAUCAGCCUGAAUUAGGAACAUGCAUGAGCACAAGGUCAGCAUCCAGUGAUCAAAAAGCUAGUAAACCUAUUAAUAAAACUAUGGUGACCGUAAAGGGACAUUCACAACAAGAAUCUACAAAACAGAAGAAAAUAUCUCAGAAAAAAUCAGUGCACGAAACCCCUAAAUCAAAUGAACAGCUGAACCGGAGAUCACAAAGACUACAACAGUUAACAGAGGUUUCAACAAGAUCUCUGCGUAGUAGAGAAAUUCAGGGUCAGACUCAAGCAGUUAAACAGAGUUUGCCACCAACAAAAAAAGAGCACUGUAGCAAUACUCAGAGUAAAUCCAAUAAAGCUAAAACAAAUCAGAAACAUGUGAAAAGAAAAGUAUUGGAAAUAAAGUCUGAUUCUAAAGAGGAAGGAAAUUCUGAAACUAAUGAAGUGAUCAAUUCCCCCAAAGGAAAAAAGCGCAAAGUGGAGCAUCAGACGGCUUACACUUCGAGUUCUCAGUGCACGAAAGGGUCUGAAAAGCGUCUGCAGAAAACCAGGAAAGAAGAAACAAAGUCUUCUUCUGAGAUAAAAAGAUCCAAAGUGGCUACUUCAGUGGUCUCUAAAAAGAAGGAGAUGAAAAAGUCAGUUCCUACACAAGUGAAUACUAGUGCAAAAUCCCAAAAAUGUCCACAGCCAUCAGUGCCUGAACCAACUGUAGACAAUGGGCUGGAGCACACAGGAACACGCAAACGGGGGAGCAUUCUCCAGCUCUGUGAAGAGAUUGCUGGUGAAAUUGAGUCAGAUACUGUAGAGGUAAAAAAGGAAUCUUCACAAAUGGAAAACGUAAAGGAGGAGAAGCCUACAGAAAUAAAACUGGAAGAAACGGAGACUGAAAGACAAACACUUCAUCAGAAGGAAGCGAAUCAGGACGUUCAGUGUAAUCGUUUUUUCCCCAGUAGAAAAACAAAGCCUGUGAGAUGUAUACUAAAUGGAAUAAACAACUCAACUAAAAAGAACUCCAACUGGACUAAAAUUAAACUCUCAAAAUUUAACUCUGUGCAGCAAAAUAAAUUAGACUCUCAAUUUUCCCCUAAAUUGGGCUUAUUACGAACCAGUUUUUCACUACCUGCGUUAGAAACGCAUCAGCAAGUGACUCAAAGUACAUUUUUAGGGUCAAAACCAUAUGGUGAUAAAAAUAAAGCUUGCCAGCAGGAAGAAAUGAAAGAAGUUAAUUCUGAAGACGUUAAACCUAAUGAUAUUGCAGUUGAAAUGAAUAAAAUCCCCAAAAAGACUCCUGAAAAUUGUCAUUUGGGUAAUCAGAUAGAACCACCUUCUGACCAACCAUUGGAUAAGCAGAAGAAAGAUUCUUUUGAAUCAACACCGGAUAAGAAUUGCAGCCUAUGUUUGGAAUCUAAGCUUGAAAACAAUCCAGUGGAAAAUGCCACUACUGUCUCAACUCUGCUCAGUCAAGCAAAAAUUGAUACAGGAGAGAAUAAAUUUCCAGGUUCAGUUCCCCAACAACACAGUAUAUUCUGUAAUCAGACAUCUAAGACAAGUGAUAACAGGGAGAUACCACCAAAUCAUUCUUGGCCCAAGUGUAAUUCCCAUUUGGAGAUAACAAUUCCAAAAGACUUGAAACUAAAAGAAGCAGAGAAAACUGAUGAAAAACAGUUGAUCAUAGAUGCAGGACAAAAAAGAUUUGGAGCAGUUUCCUGUAAUGUUUGUGGCAUGCUUUACACAGCUUCAAAUCCAGAGGAUGAAACACAGCAUCUGCUCUUCCACAAUCAGUUUAUAAGUGCUGUAAAAUACGUGGGUUGGAAAAAAGAAAGAAUUCUAGCUGAAUAUCCUGAUGGCAGGAUAAUAAUGGUUCUUCCUGAAGAUCCAAAAUAUGCCCUGAAAAAGGUUGACGAGAUUAGAGAGAUGGUUGAUAAUGAUUUAGGUUUCCAGCAGGCUCCACUCAUGUGCUAUUCCAGAACAAAAACACUUCUCUUUAUUUCUAAUGACAAAAAGGUAGUUGGUUGUCUAAUUGCAGAACAUAUCCAGUGGGGCUACAGAGUCAUAGAAGAAAAACUUCCAGUUAUCAGGUCGGAAGAAGAAAAGGUCAGAUUUGAACGGCAAAAAGCCUGGUGCUGCUCAACAUUGCCAGAGCCUGCAAUCUGUGGGAUCAGCCGCAUAUGGGUGUUCAGCAUGAUGCGUCGGAAGAAAAUCGCUUCUCGCAUGAUUGAAUGCCUAAGGAGUAACUUUAUAUAUGGCUCAUACUUGAGUAAAGAGGAAAUUGCUUUCUCAGACCCUACUCCUGAUGGAAAACUGUUUGCAACACAGUACUGUGGCACUGGUCAGUUUCUGGUAUAUAAUUUUAUUAAUGGACAAAAUAGUACCUAAAAUAAACUCAUGCCUAUAGUAUCAGAAGACAUCUACUGAUGAGAAUGGAUUGGUUGUUGACUUAAACCAGGAACUAGGGCCAUUUUUAUUACAGUGAACUCAGGACUGGCAACAACCAUAAGGUUGUUCCAUUUUCAUAAAAUUGGGGGAAAAAAUGAAGUAAUUGCUUAUUGUUGUUUUGUUUUUUUAAAGAAGAUAUUUUAUUAUCUUUUACAGAAAUUUAUGAUUGAUGUAUUUUAUCUAUAGUUAUUUAGACAUGUUUACAUGCAGCAGAUAAUUGUUCAUAGUGGACUGAAAACUAAUGCAAGGACUAUGGUCUCAGUGAUAAGUAUAUUUUGAAGUUCUUAAUUGUGGCAAUAUACCAGUGUAGCUUGGUACUGUAUUUUUUUUAUACUGAUCUGCUGAUACCAGUUAUAGUUUUAAAGAUUGUAUUAUCAGAGUGGAAACCAGUGUUUUUACAUUAUUAUUCAAGAAGGGUGUGAUGUUAUGUGUUUAGGAAUCAAAACUAAUUCUUAAAGGGUCUGAUACCUACUUUAAAGGAAUCAUCACAAAAAAAGCAAAGCUCCAUUAGCAAGAGAGAAUUUGAAAUACUGAGUUUUUUCUUCUAUUUCUCUUUUUCUGCUUCUUGCUGCCAAUCAAGAAGCGGAAGGUGGAAAAGAAUUAAAGCUUUCCUUCUUGGAGAACUAUGAAUGACUCGAGUUAGAAUGGUGCCCUUUAUUUAUUUUUUCAUUCUGGUUUCACUUUUUAAAAUAAACAUCAACUUGGCACACUUUGGCUAUUAACAAUCCCAAAGAGGUUUAUAAAAACCUGUGGAAUAGUUGCAAGCUAAAUAUGUAUGACUUGGUAUCUGCUUUGUUACUCCUCAGAAAUACUACACUGGGUAUAUGCCCUCAUAUUGGACUUCAUUUUGAUACUUGUCUAUCCUUCAUAGUGCCCUCUACUUUUAAAGGGUUUAUAUGUUGAAAAACUGCUGUGGCCUUUUAUGACUUGUAUAUAAUGUAGAAUAAAAUAAUAAAAUACUUGAUAGCUUUUUCUAAGUGAUAAAUGUGAUAA
Odocoileus virginianus texanus is the source of this 4022-nucleotide messenger RNA. RefSeq names its product establishment of sister chromatid cohesion N-acetyltransferase 1 (gene ESCO1). Gene Ontology annotation, cellular component: chromatin; nucleus. The record is from RefSeq and is a predicted model, not a curated record. Gene Ontology annotation, molecular function: protein-lysine-acetyltransferase activity. Lineage: Eukaryota; Metazoa; Chordata; Mammalia; Artiodactyla; Cervidae. Gene Ontology annotation, biological process: mitotic sister chromatid cohesion.